This is a messenger RNA of Puccinia triticina, 3324 nucleotides long. RefSeq lists its product as uncharacterized. The coding region runs from base 1 to 3324 and encodes 1107 amino acids. The record is from RefSeq and is a predicted model, not a curated record. Lineage: Eukaryota; Fungi; Basidiomycota; Pucciniomycetes; Pucciniales; Pucciniaceae. The transcript has 8 exons. Gene Ontology annotation, biological process: DNA replication initiation; mitotic DNA replication checkpoint signaling; mitotic G2 DNA damage checkpoint signaling.
AUGCAAGCCAAACCAUCGCGUUUAUUUGUCAAACAAAAGUGUGGUGUGGUGCGGCAAAGGCGCGGCGCGUUCAGGUUGAGCUUGCUUCAGACUACUCGGAUCAAACUCGACCAGGAACCUCCAGAUAUCUCCCCAAACCUCCACAACGCAUCCAGAGCUUCUUCAUCAACGAUCACAGUCAUGGCUUUUGGCCACAAACGAGGCGGGACGAAAGUCUCUGGAGCCAAACUCAAGCCAGCAAUCCCACCGCCAGUCCCCUCUAAUGGAUCUAAUACCGCGAAAGGGAACUCGAAGAAGGGCAAGGGAAAGGAAAUGGGUCCGGUUCCCCGCGAAGUCGAAGAAGAAGAAGAUCAAUACGAUCGCACGUUUAUGGAGUCGCUUCGCAGGGAUAAACCGCCUCUUACUGGAUGUAUCGUUUGUCUCAGUGGAAUCUCCGAGCCAGUCCGGUCUCAAGCUAUCGCGUAUGCUGAGAAACUAGGCGCCAAAAUUGAGAAAGCCCUGACGAUGGACGUCACUCACCUCAUUUGUGAUAAGCCUGGUAGCGACAAAUAUAACGUUGCCAUUAAACACUCUAUUCGGGUAAUGCUUCCUCUAUGGCUCGAGACUCUCUAUUCAUCGUUCACCGAGGGGGAAGAUAUAAACCUCAAUGAUAUCACCCAGCGGUACACAAUGAGGCCAUUACACAGUCUCAAGCUCGCUAUCACUGGUAGGGCUUCUUCUUCUUCUCGCACACCGUUCAUCAAGCUGGCCGAGGACAAUGGGGCCACCGUGUCGAUCGACUUAGAGAAGGAUUGCUCGCAUCUGAUCGUUUUGUCAUCGGUACCUCCCAAUGAAAUCGACCCAACAAUAUUUGAAAUGGAGAAGGUACAAGCUGCCCGGAAGGCCCAAACAAUCAAAGUAGUUUGGCAAGAGUGGCUAGAAGACAUCGAACAGCGUCAAGGUUUUCUUCCUGAAAGUCCAUAUCUUGUCAAAGAAGACGUCCCUCGGCCUGGUCGAUUGGUUCUCUUCGAUUCAGAAUCUGCAAAUGCAACUAUAGAUCAGAAAGAACUCGUCCGUGCCAUGCAGGCUGACAAAUUCGAGACCGCGGUCACUCUCAAGAAUAUGAACACAGGAAGUCAGAAUGCUAUCAUGGCGUCUAUCAUAGCCCAACAAGAUUUGCCGAUUCGCCGACACCCUUCCAAUCUUUCAUUCAAAUCUGCGGACACCGAAAGGCAUCGCAGAAAUAUGGAAGAAGAGCUCCCUCAUAUUUUUCUCCAUAAGACAACUUUAUCAGACCAACCACCUCCUUGCUCUCAUGGUUCAGCAAAUAACUCUACUGUCUCUCAUUCUCUUUUGAAGGAUAUGUCAAAAGAGAGUGGGCCUGCAUCGAUCGUCAAGAAAUUGCGAUGCGCGAAGUCAGAGAAAUUCGGAAACUCCGCAUCAUCUCGCGACCAAACUGAAGCAACCCACCGGAUCGUUCCUGGUCUCUUUCGUGGUCUCAAGAUUUCAUCUAUCGGCUGCAUGCCACUUCAUCAGCGAAAAAUCGCUAGUACUGUGACCCAAUGUGGUGGACAAAUUACCGAGACGCAUUCGACAGCAGACUAUACUGUUGUCCCACUUCUCAACCCGCCUGUCAUUCCUCCUGGGUGUAAUCCAGUCGGUCAUCAUUGGGUUGAGCAAUCCUUAUUUGAACGCAAGAUUAUCAAUCCCGACAAACACUGGAGUGGCCGGCCCGUCCGGCUAGAUUCUUUUCCCAACCCUGAGCAGUACUCAUUCUCGUCGUGUGGUUUCACUGGUGUGGAAGAGCACAUUCUUCAGCAAAUACUGAAGAAAAUGAACUUGAAGUAUGUCGAGCACCCUCGAAGAUCGGAAGUAUCUCAUUUUUUCAUUGGACCGGUCGAAAAUAGUUCGCGAGUGGACAGAGUCAAGUCGUGGCCUGACAAGGUCAUUGUUGAUUUCGAAUGGUUGGUCCGAAUGUGUAAUGGUCGACGUAUUUCAAGCAGUAGUCCACCACCACAUUUAGCUCAUGCAACAGGAACAACUCCUGAUUCAAUGAGCCGCCAACCCCAAGAAAGUACCGACGCCGCUGUUGAUGAUACAAUUCUUUCGGAAUGUGUGAUAUUCAUGACCAGGAAGGCCUCGCUUCAUCCGGAUGCAAAAUUCCUAACUGAUUGUCGUAACCUUGGCGCAAGAGUAGUCGAUAAAUUGAGUGACUCGGUGACACAUGUGGUCCAUGCCACUGAGAGAUCCAAUGAUCCGCUAAGGGAAUUGAAGUGGGCUCGCAGUAGGAAACUCUUCAUCGUUCAUCCUCAUUGGCUGUUAGAGUGCACGACUAAGUUGAAUAGAGCUGAUGAAUUGGAGUUCCCUGCGACCUACAACCCAACACGGGCUUUAUCAUACUGCGCCCCGGCUAGCACUGAAAUUACGAUGGCGGAUGUGACCUCUAAUUCCAUUCUGGCUGAGGUUACCACUGCUAAUCGACGGGGACAUGUAUCUUCAGAACCGAUUUUGGAAAACGAUGAAACAUUUUUUCAAUCGCCUCGCUCGCGAGCCCCGACAGCACCUUUAGCAAACGGCACAUCACCUGCCCCGAUCAUUGAGGACACUUCCGAGCAGAUCGAAACGCUGGCUGAAUCGGAUGAUCACCAAGGGCAUCAACCACCCAGCUCGCAUUAUGCUGCCAGUCCUCAAUCCAAUCACUAUCCCACCUCUUCCCCUUCGUGUCAACCAGAACCUGGGGUCGAUACUCAACUGGGCGGGUUCAUGGAAAUUCUUCAGCAGCGCAAUCGCCUGGUUAAUCUAUCAGGAAAAUCCAAAGAGAAGGAUGGACGACGAGGCAAGAAACGCGGAUUAGAUGAUUCGACUCGAGGGAGUACGAAUAACCAAGCCGAUGAUAGUCAUCCAUCCGCCGCGAUCAGUAAUGGGCUCAAUCGAACCAUUUCCGAGUUUUCGCAUUCAAGUGCAACUGCCAGUCAAAUCGGCGGGCUUCAUGUUUUCGAAGAAAGCAUGGAUGUGACUUGGGAGGACCCGGCAGCAAAGCGAGAAAUUUUGAAAGCAAUCAGCGAUCCGGCUGGAAAGGCGGCCGCUAGAAGGCCUGUUGUUGCUCGUCACCAACAACCUCAAAAAUCCAGUUUAUUAGAUUCUCCUGCUUCGAGGACGGACAACAACAUCGAUGACGAUCAUUUGAAGAAGACUAAGCCUGGCUCUAAGAAGAAGUCCGAUUUCAUCGACGUCGAUGAUGACGAAAAUCGCUGUGAUCAGCAUGACGUGAACGAUGAUGGCUCGGACGAAAUAACGGUUUUACCUCCCAUGAAGAAAAGGAGACCGCGGUUGAUCGACAAAUAA